Molecule: messenger RNA, 525 nt
Organism: Chrysochloris asiatica (Cape golden mole)
Lineage: Eukaryota; Metazoa; Chordata; Mammalia; Afrosoricida; Chrysochloridae
Product: kallikrein-1-like
Exons: 3
Coding region: 1-525 (174 amino acids)
Biological process (GO): proteolysis
Molecular function (GO): serine-type endopeptidase activity
Source: RefSeq, a predicted model, not a curated record
AUGUGGUUCCUGAUUCUGUGCCUCUCCCUGACCUUGAGAUGGACAGGUGCCGCAGCCCCCGUGGCUGAUAGAAGAUCGGAGUGUAAGAAACGUUCCCAUCCCUGGCAGGUGGCUAUAUAUGAUUAUGAUACAUUCAUUUGUGGGGGUGUCCUGAUACACCCCCAGUGGGUGCUCACCGCCUCCACCUGCCAUAGCAGACAUUAUGAGCUCUGGAUGGGCAUCCACAACCUUCAUAGGCAGGAAAUCACAGCCCAGCUUGCUAAUGUCACGGACUACUUCCGACACCCAAUCUAUGACCUAUCAGUAAUAAAGAAGGGAAGACAUACCAGUAGAGUACUGUAUGCUGAGCCAAGCCAGGACUUCAUGCUGCUCCGCCUUGAGAAACCUGUCCAGAUCACAGAUUUUGUGGAUGUGGUGAAGCUGCCCACCAGUGAGCUCAGGCAGUGGAACAACUGUGUCGCCAUGGGCUGGGGCAAGUGCUCAGAAGAAAGGAUAGGAAUGAAACCUGGUAUUGUCCAUGCUUAA